Molecule: messenger RNA, 6211 nt
Organism: Choloepus didactylus (southern two-toed sloth)
Lineage: Eukaryota; Metazoa; Chordata; Mammalia; Pilosa; Megalonychidae
Gene: RANBP6
Product: RAN binding protein 6
Exons: 1
Coding region: 6-3323 (1105 amino acids)
Biological process (GO): protein import into nucleus
Cellular component (GO): nucleus; cytoplasm
Molecular function (GO): protein binding; nuclear import signal receptor activity
Source: RefSeq, a predicted model, not a curated record
GCGCGAUGGCGGCCGCCGGGGUUGCAGGGGUAUCGGCGGCCGUGUCGGAAAAGCAAGAGUUUUACCAGCUUCUGAAGAACCUGAUCAAUCCAAGCUGUAUGGUGCGGAGGCAGGCAGAGGAAAUCUAUGAAAAUAUCCCAGGCCUAUGUAAGACUACAUUCCUCUUAGAUGUCGUCAGAAAUAGAAGAGCAGGUUAUGAGGUGAGACAAAUGGCUGCCGCACUGCUACGAAGGCUUUUGUCCUCUGGUUUUGAGGAAGUCUAUCCAAAUCUACCUUCUGAUGUUCAGAGGGAUGUCAAGAUUGAGCUGAUACUGGCCGUUAAGUUAGAAACACAUGCGAGCAUGAGGAAAAAACUCUGUGAUAUUUUUGCGGUGCUGGCCAGGAAUUUGAUAGAUGAAGAUGGCACUAACCACUGGCCUGAAGGUCUAAAGUUCCUUAUUGAUUCAAUCCACUCUAAAAAUGUGGUUUUAUGGGAAGUUGCACUUCAUGUUUUCUGGCACUUUCCUGGGAUUUUUGGGAACCAAGAGCGGCAUAAUUUGGAUAUCAUCAAACGGUUGUUGGACCAGUGUAUUCAAGAUCAAGAACAUCCAGGAAUUAGGACAUUAUCUGCUAGAGCUGCAGCUGCAUUUGUACUUGCUAAUGAAAAUAAUAUUGCUCUUUUCAAAGACUUUGCAGACUUGCUUCCUGGAAUUUUACAGGCUGUGGAUGACUCAUGUUACCAGGAUGAUGAUUCGGUCUUAGAAUCCCUUGUUGAGAUUGCAGAUACUGUUCCUAAGUAUUUGGGUCCUUAUUUAGAGGAUACUCUGCAGUUGAGUCUCAAGUUAUGUGGAGACUCUAGGCUUAGUAAUCUGCAACGCCAGCUGGCACUUGAAGUAAUAGUGACCUUGUCUGAAACUGCAACUCCAAUGCUGAAAAAACAUACAAAUAUUAUUGCACAGGCAGUUCCUCAUAUAUUAGCAAUGAUGGUUGAUCUACAAGAUGAUGAGGACUGGGUUAAUGCUGAUGAAAUGGAAGAAGAUGAUUUUGACAGCAAUGCAGUAGCCGCUGAGAGUGCACUAGACAGACUGGCUUGUGGCCUUGGUGGAAAAGUUGUUUUACCAAUGACCAAGGAUCAUGUAAUGCAGAUGCUUCAGAGCCCUGACUGGAAAUAUCGACAUGCUGGAUUAAUGGCCUUAUCUGCCAUUGGAGAAGGAUGCCAUCAGCAAAUGGAAUCAACUCUAGAUGAAAUGGUUAACUCUGUUUUGCUUUUUCUUCAGGAUCCCCAUCCAAGGGUAAGGGCUGCAGCCUGUACAACACUUGGACAGAUGGCUACAGAUUUUGCACCUAGCUUCCAAAAGAAAUUCCAUGAAACAGUGAUUGCAGCUUUGUUGCGUACCAUGGAAAAUCAAGGUAAUCAGCGCGUGCAAUCACAUGCAGCUUCCGCUCUUAUUAUUUUUAUUGAAGAUUGCCCCAAGUCAUUGUUAGUUCUAUAUUUAGAUAGCAUGAUGAAAAAUCUACAUUCUAUCUUGGUGAUUAAACUUCAAGAGUUGAUUCGAAAUGGAACUAAGCUGGCCUUGGAACAACUUGUGACAACCAUUGCCUCAGUUGCAGAUACAAUAGAAGAAAAAUUUGUUCUUUAUUAUGAUCUAUUUGUGCCCUCACUAAAGCACAUUGUUGAGCUUGCUGUUCAGAAGGAACUCAAGCUUCUGAGAGGAAAAACUAUUGAAUGUAUUAGCCAUGUUGGUCUUGCUGUUGGGAAGGAAAAAUUUAUGCAAGAUGCAUCAAAUGUGAUGCAGUUAUUGCUGAAGACACAAUCAGACUUAAAUAAUAUGGAAGAUGAUGACCCUCAAAUCUCUUAUGUGGUUUCAGCAUGGGCUAGAAUGUGUAAAAUUCUUGGAAAAGAUUUUCAACAGUACCUUUCUCUGGUUAUCGAACCUCUUAUUAAGACUGCUUCAGCUAAACCUGAUGUCGCUCUCUUAGACACACAAGAUGUGGAGAAUAUGAGCGAUGAUGAUGGCUGGCAAUUUGUAAAUCUUGGAGACCAGCAAAGUUUUGGAAUUAAAACUUCAGGACUUGAAGCAAAAGCAACUGCUUGCCAGAUGUUGGUUUACUAUGCCAAGGAGUUAAGGGAAGGAUUUGUGGAAUAUACGGAACAAGUCGUAAAGCUAAUGGUUCCUUUACUGAAAUUUUAUUUCCAUGAUAAUGUUCGAGUGGCAGCAGCAGAGUCUAUGCCUUUUCUCCUGGAAUGUGCAAGAAUUCAUGGCGCAGACUAUCUUGCACAGAUGUGGCAGUUCAUAUGUGAUCCUUUAAUCAAGGCUAUUGGAACUGAACCUGAUACAGAUGUACUCUCAGAAAUAAUGAAUUCUUUUGCAAAGUCCAUUGAAGUAAUGGGAGAUGGAUGCCUUAAUGAAGAACACUUGGAAGAAUUGGGAGGAAUAUUGAAAGCGAAACUUGAAGGGCACUUUAAAAACCAAGAAUUGCGACAGGUUAAAAGACAGGAAGAAAACUAUGAUCAACAGGUUGAGAUGUCUCUGCAAGAUGAGGAUGAAUGUGAUGUUUACAUUCUGACCAAAGUAUCAGAUAUUUUGCACUCAUUAUUUAGUACUUAUAAGGAAAAGAUUUUACCAUGGUUUGAACAGCUACUUCCAUUAAUUGUAAAUUUAAUUUGUUCAAGUAGGCCAUGGCCAGACAGACAGUGGGGAUUGUGCAUAUUUGAUGAUAUCAUAGAGCACUGCAGUCCAACCUCAUUUAAAUAUGUAGAAUAUUUUCGGUGGCCAAUGCUACUAAAUAUGCGAGAUAACAACCCUGAAGUCAGGCAAGCUGCUGCUUAUGGCCUGGGAGUUAUGGCACAGUUUGGUGGAGAUGAUUAUCGUUCUUUAUGUUCAGAAGCCAUUCCACUGCUGGUAAAGGUUAUUAAGUGUGCAAAUUCUAAAACCAAAAAAAAUGUCAUUGCUACAGAGAACUGUAUCUCAGCAGUAGGGAAGAUUUUGAGAUUUAAGCCUAACUGUGUAAAUGUGGAUGAAGUUCUUCCACACUGGUUAUCAUGGCUUCCACUGCAUGAGGAUAAAGAGGAAGCUAUUCAGACUUUGAGUUUUCUCUGUGACUUAAUUGAAAGUAACCAUCCAGUUGUACUUGGUCCAGAUAAUUCCAAUCUUCCCAAAAUAAUCAGUAUAAUUGCAGAAGGAAAAAUUAAUGAGACUAUUAACCAUGAAGAUCCUUGUGCCAAACGUCUAGCUAAUGUUGUGCGCCAGGUACACACUUCUGAAGAAUUAUGGUUGGAAUGCAUAUCCCAACUUGAUGAAGAACAGCAGGCAGCCUUACAGGAGUUGCUAAAUUCUGCUUGAAGCACUUUAAUAUCACUUGAAUACUACCCUCCAUAAAAGCAACUCCAAAUAAAUGUUGUGGAUGGAUUUCAUUAGAAGUUAGAGAACUGUUAUCUCCCUGCUUAAGCAGUUUAUAUUUCUUCUCAACAUUUCUCCAACAUUAGUCAAUGUUUACAGCCUUCUGUUCCCCUUGCAUGUCUUGCCUCUUAAGCCCAGAACCUUGGUGAUAAUCAGUGCUUCCACUGUCUUAGAAUGUUUGUCAUCUUUCCCUAGUUGAUAUGAAGUAUAUACAUUUUUGCUAUUUGCCUCAACUAUUGAUACUGAACAAGCAAUAUAAUUGGUGUCAAAAAAGUCUUAAUAUCACGAGAUGUUAAGAGCUCAGUAAGAUAAGAUAGAACUUGCAGGACAAAUAUCUUUGGAAUUGUGGGUGAAGAAUAGAGUGGCAUGCUAAUUCCUCCUUGCUAAUACUCCCAGUUGUCAUGGGGAAGGGAAAGAGGCCAAAAUUGGGAGAGAUUUUUGAGAUGUUGCAGUAGGUAUGGGAAGUUUAAUUUAUAAGAAUUUGUUCAUAACAUACUCCUGGUAACCAGGUGGGAUAUUACCAUAUUCUAGUUCCCAAGGUGUCUAGCUGAGAGUUAUGGGAACUUUAAGACCUUAGUUAGUCAUGUCCCUAAAGUUAUCCAGGACUCUCAAGAACCAUGGUUACUGAAAAGGGAAUCUCGGUACAUCUAACAUUGGUAGCAUGUAACAUACUGUAAAACAGUGUUGGACAAAUAAUAAGUAAUCAGUGUUUGUGGAAGGGGUCAGUGUUAGGUGUUUGAGCAGAGUAUUGCUUAGUGUAUGUAUGCCAUUCCCUCCCCCCCCCCACCCCCCCCCCCCCGCAAAGCAGCUCAACAAGAAGGGAAGGUGUGAUUCAGGAUCAGGCUUAGAUUUCUUUUUUUGAAGAAAUUCCUAACAGACUGUAUAGUAGCACUGAUGAAUAUUUUAUUGUGAAAGUGAAAAUGAAGCAAAAUUAGUAUUAUCUUUAAACAUAGGAAAGAAAACAGUGUUGAGAACAGUCAUUUAGCAGAAGUUGUGCAUUAUAAGAAAUUCCUAUAAAUCUAGGGUUAAUUAUAUAAAUUGGAAUCUUGGUCUUUACUGUUGAGUUUUUUGUAGGGUAGGAAAAAAACUUUCUACUCAGCAGAUCAUUGAUCCAAAAAUUAAACACCAAUACAUCUGUCAUGAUUUCCUGGGGCUCUUGUGAGUUCUGUGUAUGUGUAAAGUAUUUAACAACUAAAACAAUAGUGCAUAAUAAAUAGUAACUGCUAUUGUUGUUUGCACCCUUAAUGUGUUCUUUUUUAUGGUUUGGGGUCCUUUUACAUCAGAAUCUUCCCUGAUUCAUCCCUUUUCAGUUCCCAUGGGCAAAUCAUCUAGGUCAUUGUGGACAGGAAUAUGAAGUUGAGACUUCAGAUAUGCAAAUCCUAUCCAUUCCAUACCAUUAUUUAUUAUUAUUGAGGGAUAAAAAAGAAAAGUUAAAUUCCUUAUGUACAGUAUGGUCACAAUUUUGUUAUACUUAUUUAAGAAAAAUUUAAAAACAUAGAUGAAUAAAUAGAAAAUUCCACCACUAAAUAUUAGAAGUUAAUCUGGAUAGUGGGGUUAAAUGGCAAUUUUUCUUUUCACUUAUCUAUAGUUUCUAAUUUAUUUACAGCCAACAUAUUUCUUAUUAAAUAAAGUUUUGUUUUUUUUUUAAGUACAAGGGCCUGAUUCUACUUCAUAAUAGGGACUAGGAUCCCUGUCACAGUGGCUUCUUCAUGACCUAGAGUUCAGGUCAAACUCUUGCUCUUUUAAAUCCCUUAGUUAGGUCCUUGAUCAGCAUUUCUAGCAAUUCCCUACACUUGCACAUGAAGAACUGGAAAUUCUGCCAGAAGACUAAAUAAUGUAUCUGGAGUUGUUGAAAUAAAACAGACAUAGAUCUGAAUUUUUGCAAAUAACUUUGUUAACCUAAGCAUAGUUUCGCCAUCUGUAAAGUGGGGAUAAUAGUUUAGAGGGUUGUGAGAAUUAAUGGAUAUAAUGAAUGUAAAGUGCUUUAGUGGCUCAGGGUUCAAUAACUGAAAGCUAAUAAGUGAAAGUCAUGAAAUAGAGUUGGUGGCCAAAAAGGAGGGGUGGAUUUUUGCUCUUAGGGUGGUUUCCAGAUUCUUGGCUUUGUCAAACAAAAUUAUGGAUUAAAAAAAAAAAAUUAUGGAUGUUCAGCCAGGCACAUGUUUGAUUGCCCAUUGAAGUUGGCCUGGUCCCUGCCUUUCACCCUGUGGGUUUGAGGUAUACCUGUGGGCUCUGAGCAGAGAGACAUCACUGCAAAUGACAAAUAAAAUACAAUUGUCUAAGGUGAGAAGGGACAUGAAUACUAGAUGGAUGUGUGUAUGUAGAGUGAAGGUAUCAAUAUCCUACAACCUCAAAGUGUACCCACUUCACUAUUUUACCUGAGACUGCUAUUUAACGUACUGGACAAAAAAAGAUGGGAGACUGAAUUAUGUCAGUGCUAAAAGUUUAAAGUUCACAUUAGUAAGGAGUAAACAAUCUCAGGAGUCAGACUAUCUGACCUUUUAGUUACAUAACAACUUAUAAAAUGCUUUCUUUUUAUAAUUUUGUUUUUGUGUGCAAAUUCCAAAUUUCAAGUGAGAAAGUUCAAUUUAAAUAGAAAAAGUCAUCCUUCAAAUAGAGCAGGAGAAAAAUGCAACAUCUGCUUCCUUCCCACUUAUUGUAAGCCACUUGUAAAUUAAUGUGAAUGAUGAAUCUAAUAUUUAAGUCAUUCUCUAAAUGUAAUUUAAAAAAUUUACAAUUGCAUGGAACUUUGAAUAGGAAGUGAGAUAUGGUAGGUUAGUAUAGGCUGGAGUGAAAUAGUGACACAUCCUAGAGUAAUUUGGGCAGAUAAUAAA